UAAAUUUGUUUUGGGAAAAAAUUACAUUUUCUUUUAUUUUGUAAGAACGCUGUAAAAAUCUGGAAAAAAGACCUAGUGCUCUCGAUUUUUUUUCUUUCGGUACCGCCAUCGGGAGCAUUCAGUUGCGUUGCUUUUAUAAAUUUAUGUUUACUUGAUUCUCGGUCGGACAAACUGCAAAAUGACUUCGAUCGAAUCAAAACGCGUCCAAUAUCGAAAGUAUUUGGAACGCGCCGGAGUCAUCGAUGCCCUAAGCAAGGCUCUGAUUAAGCUUUACGAGGAGCAGAAUAAGCCGGAGGAUGCCAUUCGCUUUGUGCGCAAGUUUAUGUGCGAGAGCUGCCCGGACGAUGCCCAGUACGAUGUAAUGAAGAACGACCUCGAGGAGGCCAAGACCCACAUCUCGAAGCUGGAGCAGGAGCUAGAACGGCUACGCGGACAAAUCAAAAAGUCACCGGAGGAGUACCAGGAGCUCACUACUGAGGGCUACAAAUCGCUCAUGGAUGAUGAGGAGAACGUGAGCUCACUGCUGCGUAAGUACCUGACUCCGGAAUUGCUGGAGGAGUACAUGCUGGUCACCACCCCUGCGCCGGUGGAUGCCUACCUAUACGAUUGCGCCGUCUCCGGAUUCGAGCAUCACGACGCGCCCGUGGGCAUUUUCGCGGCAGAUGCCGACAGCUACGACGUGUUCAACAAGCUCUUUGAUCCGAUCAUAAAGGACUAUCAUGGCCAGAUGGACAACGAGAACGAUGUGCUGCAGAAGGACCCAGACUUUGGCAACGUGGACGAGAUCGAGAACUUGGAUCCGGAGCACAAGUACAUUCUGUCCGCACGAAUCAGAGUGGCUCGCAAUAUCGAAGGCCUGCCCUUCUUCCCCAAACUGACCGAGAAGCAGUUCAUAGAGGUGGAGGAGAAGGUGCGUUCGGCCACGGAGACAAUGGAUGGCGAGCUGGUUGGCUCCUACCUGACAAUGGCGGACAUCGAUGCUGAGACCCAGGCCGAGAUGGUCAAGAGACAUAUAUUAUUUCAGCGCGGCGAUGAGAAGCUGACCACAGCCGGCUGCUAUCGUUUCUGGCCAACUGGUCGUGGUGUCUACCACAAUCCCGCCGAGACCUUCCUGAUCUGGGUGAAUCGUCAGGACCAUGUGCACAUUAUGUCCAUGGCACAGUGCGGCGACUUGGGCGAUGUUUACAAUCGCCUUGUCAACGGUCUAACCGAACUGGAGAAGACGUUGGCCUUUGCCCGGCAUCCGCGUUACGGAAACCUUACGGCCUGCCCCACCAAUUUGGGCACCACCCUGCGCGCUUCGGUGCACAUCCGUCUGCCGCUACUCAGCAAGGACCCCGACCGUCUAAUCGCCCUCGCCGAGGAACUGCAGCUUCAGGUACGCGGCACCGAUGGCGGCGAGCUGGCCACCGUGGAAGAUGGUGUCAUGGACAUAUCAAAUAAGAGGAAGCUUGGUUUCACCGAGUUCGAACUGGUCAAAACACUGCAGGAUGGCGUUGUGGCCCUGAUUAACGCCGAGGAAGAGCUCGAAAUAGCCGGACAGGAGGGUUAGAAACAAAUAGCGAUUACUUAAAACCUUGUAAAGCAAUCAAUAUCACUACAAAGUACUCACGAACACUUACAGACGAACACUUAGAGAAACAGGAGAAACGUAUCUUUGGUUAAAUAAAUUUGUCCUCUAGCCACAGACAAUCUCACCACAGA
This is a messenger RNA of Drosophila mauritiana, 1704 nucleotides long. Its product is annotated as arginine kinase. The coding region runs from base 179 to 1552 and encodes 457 amino acids. Gene Ontology annotation, molecular function: creatine kinase activity. Lineage: Eukaryota; Metazoa; Arthropoda; Insecta; Diptera; Drosophilidae. The transcript has 3 exons. Gene Ontology annotation, biological process: phosphocreatine biosynthetic process. The record is from RefSeq and is a predicted model, not a curated record.